Messenger RNA from Thamnophis sirtalis, 3710 nucleotides. The record is from RefSeq and is a predicted model, not a curated record. NCBI's taxonomy places the organism in Eukaryota, Metazoa, Chordata, Lepidosauria, Squamata, Natricidae.
AAGAGGAAGCAGCAGACGCUUCCUGCUGUGGCCCAUGUACGCGAGCGUCGGUUGAGCUUAGCCCUUUUCACUCGGUGCUGGUGGAAAGUAACUGAAGUUCAUGCACCGUUUCUCCAAGAGAGGGGCCAGCGUUCUUCAAGCAUACGACCGACUCACGACGCCCAGCUAAAGCAAUCCGCCUCCUUAGCAAUUGCUUGCGGAUCCUGUUUGUUUCCCGACUUCCGUCUGGUUCAGAUGUACUCGUGGCCUCGCGAUGCCCCCUCGUGGCCGAAAAUAAAACGAAUGCACUUAAAAGAACGAUUGGGUUCUGCUCGGGUAAUACGAGUAAUCACAACGGAGAGUUACCCCGCUCGCCUCUUUCAGGUUCUCCAAAUAAAAGCAACAUUCCUCGGGCUGCGAAGAGAACCCUUCGGCUGACUUGGAGAUUUCCCCACCCAAGUUAUGUUAAAUGGAAGACGAUAUUAACCGCCCAGGACAGAACAACGAUGGAGCAGCCUUUACUUGUUGACAUACGGCCUGCUGCUUUCCUACUUGGCUUUCAGGACCCCACGAGAAGGGGGGUCUAAAAAGAAGGAAACCUCCCCUCGGGAAGCGAUUGGAAAAUCUGGAUUGCGAAAAAACUCACCCCGGAUAGUGGCAAGAUUUGCUUCUGCUCUGAUGAUCCUACGCUCCGGGUUUUGCCCGAGGACCAGGGCACCGAAACAGGGGAGUCCAGCGGAAGAAAGAGGACCCGCGACUGCUUAAGAAAAGCAGGGAGCGGAUAAAGCCGAAGCUAACGUCGUUCUCGGUAGUUGGGUGAACAAGAUAUUACUACAAUGAAACUCAAUGAACGUAGUGUGGUACAUUAUGCCACAUGUGACUCUCCAGCCGAUCAUACUGGUUUUCUGCGCAAGAGAAUGGAGCGCCAUCACCACAACCAUCACGUCCCCUCUUACCAGCGCCGCUGGUUCAUUCUCAAGGGCAACUUGCUGUUCUACUUUGAAGAGCGGGAGAGCAGUGACCCUCUGGGUCUCAUUGUGUUAGAGGGCUGCACGGUGGAACUAUGCGAAGCUGCUGAGGAAUUUGCUUUUGCCAUCCGCUUUGAUAGCAGUGGUGGCAAAUCGUACGUGUUGGUUGCCGACUGCCAAGUUGCCAUGGAGGCUUGGGUGAAGGCACUGUCACUGGCCAGCUUUGAUUAUAUGAGGCUAGUAGUCAAGGAACUAGAGAAACAGCUAGAAGAGGCUCAGAGGAGCUUAGCUGCUAGCCAUAAAUCACCAAAGAAACUCUCUUCUGGCCGCAAAAGGCAUUUAUCAAAUCCCAUGAUGAUAUCCAUUCAAGAGCAUCCUAUCGUCUUGGAAAAUGGUUACUCCACAUGGGACAAUAGUUGCACCCUUGCAGAAAUGGCAUGUUCUGAUUUCAGUGGAGGAUUUCUGAAGCCCCCACCUUUACCCCCUCGUCGAAAACUGACAGGCAGUGCUGGAGGUGGAACAUUUUUGGCGGGGUCUGCCUCUGCCACACAGGAAAGUCCAGUAUCUCCAGAGACUGCCUGCUUCUCAAAGUUGCAUAAUUGGUACGGUCAGGAAAUUGCAAAGGUGAGAAGAGAGUGGAUGGAAAGAAAGAAGACAGUAGAAAUAGGAACACACUGAAGAAAAUACAUUUUGCAGGAGUGAGAGAAAUGGACAUUAAGGUAGGUUUCUGCAGGCCUCUUGAACCACUUAUAGAAUCAUAUGGCUGGAAAGGACCUUGGUGGAGGGAGGGUCUUAUAGUCCAACACCCUGCCCAAGGCAGGAGUCCUUAUUUUACUUGCAGGUUUUACUCCUAGUUUAUAAAAUCUAAGGAACACCAUUAUUGCAUCUUCCAGACUGGAUGAUUAAUUAAAAUCUGCUUUCUAUUAUUUAUUGCUACUACAUGUUAUUGCCAAGAAUUUUAAAAACACUAUAUUUGUAAUUAUACACCAUUCAGAAUUCAAGAAGAUAUUUCUAAGAAAUUGUUGUAUCAGCUCAAAAGAGAGUUCCAGACCUUUAUUUCAGAAAAUCUACUUGAUGCAAGAGAAGAACCCACGUGUCAUUUCUUCCUUUUUGCUCCAUGUAAUAUUACUAAGUGUAUUUCAUCUGUAUAUUGCAGCUAUUUUGACAGAUGCUGGAACAGUAUAGUAGUGUAGAAAAAACAGAUCAUACAAUUUACACAUUAUAUUUUAAUUAUAGGCAUUUCAUAUACUUUAGAUUUUCAUGCAGAUGAGGACAAAGCUGUGAAAAGUUGCUUCCCUAAGAGCAUCUCAAGAAUUUAUAGUCAAUGUAUAUAUAUUUUUAUUCAAGAACUUCCAUCUUGUGGAGUCAAAUGCAACUCUGGGUAUGCCUUCAGCUGACCUUACUUGUGUUUUUUCUAUCUUUUGGAACUGAAUCUUCAUAUAUAGACAUUGAAUUUAAACAGUUUGUUGGCGCUGAAAAAAAUGACAUAUGACUGUUUUUCACACCAACCCCAUUGCAGUAUCCCCAAUGGCUACAUUAUCAAAAUUCAGACACUUGGCAACUGACUCAUAUUUAUGACGGUUCCAGGAUCCGGGGUCACAUGUUCACCUUUUGUGAUAAGCAAAGUCAAUGGGGAAGCAAGAUUCACUUAACAAACACAUUACUAACUUAACAACUGCAAUGAUUCACUUAACUGUGGCAAACAAGGUUGUACAAUAGGGCAAAACUAAUUUAACAACUGUCUUGCUUAACCAAAAUUUUGGGUCAAUUGUGGUCAUAAGUCAAGGACUACGUAUACUAACACAAAAGGCAGAAAAAGCACAAAUAAGGUUACCCAAGCAACACAAUAACAGCAGCUGCUCUCAAAUUGUUAAUGUAAUGUGUGAUAAUUUAAUCAUCCUCGGUAUCACUUUUAUACAAUAGUUUCCUAAGACUGGACUAAAGCUAUAUUUGUUGCUUUUGAUACUUUGUUUUAGUUCCAUUCAUAAUAUUGCUACAGAUUAUUGGCAAAAAUUCAUCCAAAGCAAUCUUACAUAAUUUCAUGUGAAUAGGAGUUUAAUUUCAUGUUCAGCAUUCAUAAUCUUAUCUAUUAUUCUACUGCUUUCUGAUAUAUAACAUAACUAUUGAAUUAAAACAAUUAUUUAUUCCCUUGCAGAUUAAUACAGCAUUAGUAAUAGCCAAUAGUUAUAUACUUACAGGUAGUUUAUUGGUCAUUUGCAAUAAUCUAAUUAAGAUUAUUAUUUCAGAAAGGAAAAUAAUUAACUUGACGGCUCAGUAUGAUAAAACUAAAUUGCUAUGAUACAUGCUAGGCAAAUUAAGUUUGGGGAAUUGUAUGAAUUACAUUGUGAUUGACGUAUACCUGGUUCCAGAUUUUUCCGCCAGUAGUUUUGAUCACAAUAACACUGUUAUUAGUAGUUUAAAAAAAUCAUGCUAACUUGUAUAAUAAAGCUAAUAACCUCCUAUAACAUUCCGGUAAUGUUAUAUUACAUAUACAUUGUAUGUUAUUUUAAAUAAAAUGUGUUUUAUAAAUUGCAUUUUACCUAAAUAGUACAAUACUAUUUCAUAAUUUGUGGCUCAAACUUAAUGAUUAAUUUUUAAAAGCAGUGUACACUUACUUUAUACUUUCCAGAAGGGAGUCUAUCUUAAGCCAAAGAAAAUUAUGUGACAUUGGAAACAAAUUUACGAAUUGCACAGAUUUUCAUGAAUCAUGUAUUACUUUAUUUACACAAAAAUAUGAAAUAAUAAAAUGUGUUGGUUUUUAAA